GCGCUUUGCAAAAGAAGAACGAACUCUGCGGAGAUAAUGGAAACUCGUAAUCGCGAUCGGAUACGACGUGCGAUCGGCGCGAAAAAUUUCGGUUCGGCGUUUUCGUACACCCUCGCUCGAUAUCGCUGGAUACGCGUUCGAGCAGAGGGCGCGACGAACGGCAAGGCGAAUCUGCGGAGCUACGCAAACUCCCGUAAGAGCAACGCCGAUUAGCGGGUCCUCGGUAGUACGGUCUCGGUGACCGACCGCAGUCGGCGCGCAACAGCAGCUCGCUGGGCGCCGUGCGGGUGUGUAUUGUUACCGACGACACGGGGGAAUACCUCGGCUGGGCACAACGGGCAGGUAGACGGGCGGGCGGACAGAAAAUGGCCAAUUGUCAGAUUGGCUGGUGCAGCAGGCGAUACCUGCCGCCUCGUACUUCGCCGCUGGACGACGAGCGCUCGUGGUAGGGCGGUCUUUCUCUCUCUUCUCUUUUUCCCGCUCUCCCUCCUUCCAACUCUCGCUCGCUAUUUCUCUCUCUCUCUUCCUUCCUCUCUCUCUCUUUUCUCGCGGCUGAUCCACGAGAGGCAUGGCUUCUGGUGCAUCCUCCUUGGACAGUGCUGGGAGUAGCGAUGGUGCACUUAACAUGGAGAGGGAUAGCGGAAGCUACGGCAGUGUCGGAAGUCCAGUCAGCGGCCCCGAGUGUCGUAGUGACUAUGACAGUUUACAGGCACAGUGCGAUCAAGCGAUGCAUCAGCUUCAGCUACUUAGGCAUAAGCACUCCGAUACCAUAAGACGAUGUGAGCAUACUAUGAAGGAAUUGGAAUACUAUCGCGGGCAGCACAUAGCAGUGAUGAAUCAACUGGAAGCGGCGUCGCAAGAGAGCUCCGCGUUGCGGGGAAAGUACGGCGACCUGGCGAAUGACAAGCAACGGCUGGAUCGGGAGGUCCAGACGCUGCAGAAAGAGUUGUCGGAGCUGCGCAUACAGAACCAAGAGGUUCUCGUCUCCGACGCGGCCGGCAACGAUACCAUGAAUCAGCACUAUCCGCUGCGAAAGUACGACGCGGUGAAGGACGAGUACGAUUCCCUCAGGAAACGGUACGAUGACUUGAUAGCGUCUCACUCGUCUGCCGUUAGUAAGCUAGAGUUAUCCAAGGAGGAGGCGACUAGGCUGAAGACCGACUACGAGCAGGUGACGUUGGAACGCAACAGCGCGAUACGCGAGCGCAACGCGCUCAAGCAGCAGUGCACCGCGGCGAUACGCCAAUGGGACAUCGCGCUCAGGGAGAGGAACGAGUACCGCGAGGCGCUCGCCAAGAUCCAGCAGCAGCACGAGGAAGCGGUGAAGGAGAUCAAUCAGGCGAUGGUGCUGCGGAUGAAGGCGAGCAAGGAUAUGAAACGACUGACCGAGGAGCGAAACGCCGCGCUGCAGGAGUACAGUCUGAUCAUGGGCGAGCGGGACACGGUGCACAAGGAGAUUGAGAAACUCACCGACGACCUUUCGCAGGCUUACGGCAAGGUCACGCAUCUGGAGACGCAGAACAAGCAGCUCGCGGAGGAGAAGAAAACGUUGUCUUACCAAAUCGAGACGUUGAAGAGGGAGAUCUCGUCCGCGUUGCAGGACAGGGACGAGACCCUGCAGUUGUGCAACGAGUUACGGCGAAAGUUCGGCGACUACUCGGAGGGCUCCAGCAGGGACUACAAGCACCGUCCGGAGAUGCAUUCGUUCAGUCGCGAGCGCGACAGCGUGAUCAAGGAGGACGCGGAGAGGGAGAGCAACACGAGGGACUACGCGAAGCGGGACAAGGAGCGCAUGGACAAUCUGGAUCAGGCUAAUCUGGAGGUGGACAAACUGCGAAAGUCCGUCGACACGCUGCAGUCCGAGCUGGAGGAGGCGCUGCAGGAGGCCGAGGUGUCGAAGAGGAGGCGGGACUGGGCGUUCAGCGAGCGCGACAAGAUAGUGCUGGAGCGGGAGAGCAUAAGGACUCUGUGCGACCGGUUGCGGAAGGAGCGGGAUCGCGCGGUCUCCGAGCUGGCGGGGGCGCUGCGCGACUCGGACGACAUAAAGAAACAGCGGAACGAGGCGUCGAAGGAGCUGAAGGACCUGAAGGAGAAGAUGGAGUCGGGCGACCACGCGCUGCGCAGCAGCCAGCUGUCGACCAGCCUGACGUGCGACGCGUCCGAGGGCAACGACUGGGAGAUGAUCUCGAUACACGUGGAGCCCGGCUUGGACGCGGAUCUGGGACUGAUCCUGGUGGGCGGCCGCGACAGCCCGUAUUACCCGAACGACAACGGCGUCUACGUGGCGCAGGUGACGCAGGGUAGCGCCUUGGACGGUAAGCUCCGCGUGAACGACUGCAUCACGCGGAUAAACAACGUCGACUGCGUGUCGUCGCGCAUCAUCACGGAGACCCUGCGCUCGUCCGGCACCGUCGGGCCGACGACCAUGAUCGUGAGGCGCCGUCGAAUCAGCAGACGUUCGCUGAGGACGACGCAGCUGUCGGUCGGCUCGGUGCCGCACGGUAUCGCUCUCGAGCUCGGCAUCUACAUCGCCAAGAUAUCGCCCGGCAGCUUGGCGGCCAAGGACGGUAACCUCGCGGUGGGCGACAGGGUGUUGAACAUCAACAGCAAGCCGAUGGACACGGUGACGACGGUGCACGAGGCGGUGGCGAUUCUCAACGACACGACGAUAGACGUGAUAACCAUCACGACGCUGAAGGGCAUCCCCGUGCCGUCCGAGACGGUCACGCUGGACGCCUUCGCCGCUUCGGAGAAGCAGAAGAUGGUGAACAGCUGCUCGCAGACCGAGCAGGAGAGAAUGAUGCUGAAGGCGGACGACUACGAGAGGCGAUACCUAUCGACCAACUUCGGCGAGCGGAACGUCGCGUACAAGGCCGCCGCCAAGUCGGUGAGCGGGGAGAAAUCGAGCGGCAUCAGCAACGCCUGGGACAACUUCCGGGAGAAGAUCGACAUAGUGAGGGGCCGCAACAAGCACGGGGGCAAGGAGCGCGACGACAAGAAGAAGGGCCACCGCAACUCUAGUCCGAACACUUACGAGCAGGAGCAGGAUGCGAUAGCGGAGCUGGACUCGGUGAUAGACAGCUACCACAAGAAGGGGAACAACGGCGUGCUGAAGCGCAGCAAACGUCGCGGAGCGGAGGAGAAGAACGGCGGCACGUGGCCGAAGGCGCGCGGCGUACCGCUGAUACAGAACGGGACCGGUACUAUAUUGCACCCGAGAAAGACGAAAGAGCGAUUCCCCUUGAGCGUAAUCCUGCCGAAAUACGAUAAUUACAAUCGCAUCUCCAACCCCACACCCCUGACCAGCUUUUCCAAUGUGAGUAAUCGGCAUACCGUUUACAAAGCAGUGGAGACGCCGUUGCCGAGCUUCACCAAGUCCGGUCAGCUGUACAGCCAGCGUUCCUUCACACCGGCGGCGGUGCAGUUCGUCGACUCGAAGAAGCCGGAAUUGGUCGAGACGGCGGAGACGCGACUCUCCGAGACCGACUUUUCCCUCAAGUCCGGUCUCGACUACUUCGCCAAACGGCCGACGCAAAAGUACGAGGAGACGCUGCACAACCGCGCGCACUCGCAGCUCUACUCGGCCGCCUCUUCCGGCCCGGCGCGGCAACAGGUCGCAACAGCCGCCGGUAACUUUCCGUUUCCCCAUUCGUACGCGCACUCGCAUCAUCCGCAGCCGAACUCCUCCCUGUCCUCGCGCUACCCCUCGCCGCCGUCGCUGCCGUCCGCGCAGUCCGGCGAGUCGAUCGGCCUACCCGACGCACGUUCUUACUGUUUCGAGCCCCCGUACAGUCCCGCGCCGCAGACCGCCGUCUACGGUCACAUGCACACCCCCUCCGUAGAUCUGCACUAUCACCACAAGACGCGCGCCCUGGGCAUCCCGUGCGACGUGCCGCAUGGAUACGAGGCCGGCACGUUGCCGGGCAGGAAGGAGGAUCAGCGGAUCCGCAUACCGUCCAACACCAGCGUCACGUCCAAGAGCAGCGUCGGCAAGCUGUCCACCGGUAGCAUCGAGCGCACCUCCGAGAGGGGCAGCCCCAUGCCCACCUUUCACGUGGAGGUGCUGAGCCCGGGCAGCACCGGUAGCAGCGCCAGCACCGUCAGGGGCGCCAAGCGCGCCAGCAUGCCCGAUUACUGUUACUCCCAGCCGAGGCCGGCGCCCGGUGAGCUGCGACGCGUCCACAUCGACAAGUCCGUCGAGCCGUUGGGCAUUCAGAUCUCGUGCCUCGAGAGCGGCGGCGUAUUCGUCUCCACCGUCUACGAGCACAGCCUGGCCUCGCAGGUAGGCCUGCAGAUCGGCGAUCAGUUGCUCGAGGUCUGCGGCAUCAAUAUGAGGAGCGCCACCUACCAGCUGGCCGCCAACGUGCUCCGUCAGUGCGGUAACUCGAUCACCAUGCUGGUGCAGUACAGCCCGGACAAAUACACCGAGCUAGAGGGCUCGGCGUCCUCGAGUUCGUCGGAGGCCGGCGACGGGGAGGCCGCCGGGAGCCGCAGCGGCUCGCCGACGCCGUGCAACAGCCCGGAGGCGCCUCGUAAGACCGCGGUCGAGCAGCCGGCCGAGCCGGAACGCGACUCCACCACCACCACCACGACCGCCGCGCCCACCAGCACCAACACCACCACGAUGAGCUCGCUGCGCGUCGAACGAGACAUGCGGCCGUCCGCGUCGCUGGACGUGAGGAGCACGCAGGAACGGGAGCGCGAGAUGCGGCCGUCCGCCUCGCUGGACAUCAACAUCCGCAAGCCGGAGUUGCGCAGCGCCGCGACCCUCGACCGGCUGAAUCGCGCGCAGAUGCUGCGGCAGAACGCGAUGAGGAGCCCGACGCAGGAGGAGCAGAGCAAGAAGCCGCCGCCGGGCGGCGAGCCGCGAUACCUCUUGAUCGAGACGAGAAAGUGCUCGAACCUCGGCAUCUCGCUCGUGGGCGGCAACGGGGUCGGUAUCUUCGUGCAUUCCGUUCAGCCGGGCUGCCUCGCCGAGGAGGCCGGCUUGUUCGCCGGCGACAGGAUCCUCGAGUACAACGGCGUCGACCUGAGACAAGCGACCGCCGAACAGGCCGCCCUCGAACUGGCACGACCGGCGGACAAGGUGACACUGGUCGCCCAGUACAUACCCGAGCGUUACAACGAGGUCAAGGACAAGCCGGGCGAUAGUUUCUACGUCAAGGCGUUGUUCGACCGGGUCGGCGAGGUCGGUGACAGCCUGCAGCUGCGCUUCAACAAGGACGACAUACUCUACGUCGACAACACCAUGUUCAACGGCACACCGGGUCACUGGCGCGCCUGGAUCGUCGACCAGACCGGUCGUAGGCAAACUUGCGGAAUCAUCCCCAGCAAGUUCAAGGUUGAGGAGGAGCUGCUUCUACGGCGGUCCUUGGGCGAUUUGGAGCAAGACGCCGGCAAGCGUAGCAACACCAGCGCGAGGAGGAGCUUCUUCCGCCGCAAGAAGCAGCAGCAGCGAUCGUCCAGCAGCAGAGACAGCAAGGAACUGUCGCAUCUCACGGGGGUGAAUUUGGGAUGGUACAGCGACAGCGGGACGUUGAACGAGGACACCCUCCCCGCGAGUUAUCAGCGGGUCGAGAGACUCGACUAUCCCACCCUGAGACCUGUGCUGAUCCUCGGUCCGCUCAGCGAAUGCGUGGUGACGAAACUCCUGCAGGAAUAUCCGGGUCAGUUCACCAGGUGCCUAGCGGAGGCGAUGCAUUGCUCACAGGCGACCUUGGAGCAAGGUCUGCGCGAUUCGCUCUACGUGGAUUACAGGAAGAAGGGCAGCUACUUUGAAUGUACAACGGUGCAAGCGGUCAAAGAUAUAUGCGAGAAGAAUGCGCAUUGUAUUUUGGAUGUGUCUAUCGCUUCCAUCGAGAGGCUGCACAGACACCAAAUUUACCCCAUCGUCCUGCUGAUCAAGUUCAAGGAUAGGACGCAGAUCAAAGAGGUGAAGGAUUCGAGAUACCCGAGCGACAAAAUCAGUACAAAGGCGGCGAAAGAGAUGUACGAACAGUCGCUCAAGAUGGAAGCAGAGUAUAAGCACUACAUCUCCGCUGUUAUUCCGGCGGGCGUGAAUGUGGCGUACAUAUGCACGCAGGUGAAAGCCUCCGUAGAUGACGAGCAGAGCAAAGCUCUAUGGGUUCCUAGAGGAGGAGGUCCCUGACACAAAAGGGGGGGUCCCCACAAGCCGCAGUGGAAGUCAAUCUAAUUCCACCAGGGGGCCCUUACGUCGUGCUUAUGCGCAACAUUGCUUUCGUUAUUUAUGGUCUCUUGAUUUCCCGGAGGAGGAUGUCACGCGGAUCCUUCGCUCGCCGCUACCGAUCGUGCUGUUCACUCAGUUUGGUUGUGAUAACGAUUCUCGCAACGGUAAACCAUCUUACAUUGGCGCAUUUAGCUCGUUGAAAUCUCGCGAUGCAAAACAGGUAGACACGCGUACUUCGUCGCCUUUCUCUCGGUCGCUGUUGAACGAACUCUUUUUUUUCCUACUUUUUCUUCUCGCAUCGAUAUGUUAUAUAUAUACAGCUCGCAUCUGUGAUUGCGACAGAGACUAUACGUGUACGCGAAGUAUCAUCAUCUUCGAUGCGAUCUCUUGAAAACGGUUUUCUCGAGAAAGAUUGUAUUUUAUUUUGCAUUUUGCCCGUGCAAUCAAGUGUUGAAUGAUUUACCAAUUAAACGCUCGUUAUUUUUCGCCUCUUCUUUUUCUUUCUUAUCACUCGCUUGUGACAAAUUGGCUGAAAGAAUCAAACGCGCUUGAUAGCCAGUCCGCUUCAUUCGAUCGCGUGUAAGUUAAAUGACACAACGGGAGAUGCAGCUAUAAGAAUCACGAAAACUAAUGAUUCGUUCGAGACCAUAAGUGGAUCAUUGCGCCAGACGGCGUGGGAACACUCGUCGUAUUACGGCCCGUUCGAAAUAAAAGAUUGGUGGAUUAAUAUUGACGAAUCGCGCGUAAAGUACACUUUAAUUAGAGGUUAAGCAAGCGUUAUGGCCAUUUCGCUGGCCAUCGCGGCGUUUAACCCCUCAGACCGAAGAAGCGAUGUACAGAGUCGAGAGAAAUGGAUUAUUUUCUAUAAGUAGUGAAAUUGUACAGAGAGAGAGAGAGAGAGAAACACACGCUAUAUAAACUAUACAUAUAUAUACGUACACAUAUAUAAAGUGUGUGUGUGUAUGUAUAUGAAAAAGAAAGAGUUACUUAUAUGUAUAUACUUUUUUUUUAUUUACGCAAGUUUACGAGAAACGCCCGCUGAUUCUCUUAGUUUGUACCGCGCAGAGACUUAGACUUAAGUUGUGUAUAUUGCUUUAUGCUAUUUUUUUUAACCACACAGGAUAAGUUGUCAAAGGUGAGAGAAGCGAUCUAUCGCGCGUGCGCACACAACUUGUAUUUAAACGCGUCUGAGGGGUUAAUACGCGCAAAUACAGCGGUAAAUUAAGGAAUUGAGAGAAGAAGAUUGUUUUCUUCUUCGAGACGGAAGGAGCGAUGGAAUUGACGCGCGACACACUCCUGUUCCUGUUGACCGAAUUGUAAAUACGUGUAGUGGUCGAGCGAGAUCGAAAACGAACGUUAGUAAGCACGCAUUACGUUUGUGUAAUUGUAACGUGAUCCGAUUGCUUAUUCACGUCUGAGAGAUCGGAGCUUUCGUAUCGCGAUUUUACGACACGCGCCGUUCUUAAAUGAGCUUAUACACACACACGCUUUAACACACGCGCGGGAAACAAAGGAAGAGAAAAAAAUAUGUCGUGAACUUGAAAAGAUCCGUGAGCGUGAACAUCCGUUCUUAUGGUAAAUAUUUGUACAUAUACGUUCUUUUUUUUUCUACACGCACGAAGUGUCGCGAGAUGAACGAUUUAGAGGAUAUUUUGUAAAACCAAUGUAAUAUUAAUUUACGGAUGCUUAGUGACGUAUGAGUUAACCGUAUCUGUACCUGAACCGGUGAUUUCUUUGUAAUCUGAACGUAGAUGCGAAUCUUUUCCCUUUUUUACUGAUCGGACGAAUAAGGAUUAAGAGUAAUGUACGAGGUACACCCGUGAUGUAAACAUUUUUAUAUUGAAACGAGA
This is a messenger RNA of Dinoponera quadriceps, 8037 nucleotides long. RefSeq names its product disks large homolog 5 (gene Dlg5). The transcript has 13 exons. The record is from RefSeq and is a predicted model, not a curated record. Bases 569 to 6148 code for a protein of 1859 amino acids. NCBI's taxonomy places the organism in Eukaryota, Metazoa, Arthropoda, Insecta, Hymenoptera, Formicidae. Gene Ontology annotation, molecular function: protein binding.